Molecule: messenger RNA, 2697 nt
Organism: Stylonychia lemnae
Lineage: Eukaryota; Ciliophora; Spirotrichea; Sporadotrichida; Oxytrichidae
Source: the annotation of a GenBank genome assembly
AUGAACCCAGCAGGAAAUAUUGGAUCAGGAGCUGCAGGCUCAAGUGCUUCUACCUUGCCACCACCAUAAUUUUUCGUCGAUCACAAAAAAGGUGAAGUCAAUGAGUUGAAAUAGCUAUUGAGAGCAGUGAGUUUGGACAAAGAUAUCAACAAAAGACGUGAUGUUAUCAAAAAGGUUAUAGCUUAUAUGACUCUAGGUAUUGAUGUUUCAAGAUUGUACCCUGAGAUGGUCAAAGCUUCAAUGACAGAUGAUGUUGUUAUGAAGAAAAUGAUUUACCUUUAUCUUAUUAACUAUGCCGAACAGAAUUAAGAGCUAGCUAUUUUAGCUAUUAACACAUUCUUGAUGGAUUGCAAACAACAGAAUCACAAAAUUAGAGGUCUUGCUCUGAGAAGUUUAUGUUCUUUGAGAUUUGAAGGUGUUCAGUAAUAUCUAUAGUAAGCAAUCUAAGAAGGAUUAAAUGAUGUUGAUCCAUAUGUAAAAAAGACUGCUAUUAUUGGGUGUGUUAAGUUUUAUCAUAUGUCCAAGAAGGACUUCAAAAAGACUGAUUUCUUGGAUACUCUGUACAAACUUACUAAGGAUCAUGAUGCUUUAGUCGUUAUUAAUGCUAUAGAAGCAAUAAAUGAAAUUAGAGCCAAUAAAGGAGGGAUAGAUAUAUAGAGACCACUAGUCAUUCAUCUACUUAAUAGAAUCAAAGAUUUCAAUGAAUGGGGUCAAAGCAUUAUUCUAGAUUUAACUUCAAAAUAUACACCCUCUACUUAAGAAGAGAUGUACGAUAUCAUGAAUCUUUUGGAAGACAGAUUUAAGCAUGCUAGUUCUUCCGUUGUUCUAGGAGCUGUAAAAGUAUUUUUGCAUCUAACUAAGGAUGAUGAAAUUCUUUGCAGGCAGGUUUUUGAAAGGCUACAAGCACCAUUGAUUACUCUAAUGACUUCUAGUGAGACUACUGAGAGCUAUGAAGUAUCCUUUAACGUACUUUCUCAUAUUCAUCUGCUAGUGGUAAAAGGAGCUAAUCAAGUUUUUGAGUCUGAAUACAAGCACUUCUUUAUUAAAUACGAUGAACCAUCAUAUAUCAAGAAUUUAAAACUAGAGAUAUUGGCAUAUGUUGCUAGUCCAAACAAUAUCUAGGAGAUAGUAAAUGAACUUAGUGAAUAUGUCACAGAUGUUAAUGCUGAGAUAGCGAAGAAGAGUAUCAAGUGCUUUGGAACCAUUAUUAUUAGACUGACUAAAAUGUCAAAGACUGUAGCUGCUCAGUUGAGAAACUUCUUAUCACUUAGAAUCAGCUAUGUUACUACUGAAACAGUGAUUGUUUUGAAAGACAUCCUGAGAAAGUACAGAAACUUUAUCGACGACUUUAUCCCCUUUUUCUCAAAAAUUUCUCUUGAUUAAAUCAUUGAAGUAGAAGGAAAAUGCGCAUACGCUUGGAUUCUAGGAGAGUUCGGAGAGUCAAUCGAUGAAUCUCCUUACAUUCUUGAGAAGAUGAUUGAAGAGUAAAAAGAAUUUAAUUCAGUAAAAUUAUCAGGAGUACUAUUGACUGCAACUUUCAAAUUAUUUUUCAAAAGAGCUCCAGAAGUUUAAAGAAUUCUAGGUUCUCUCUUAGAAUCUUUGAUUAAGAAUGUUAAUGAAACUGAUUUAAAAUAAAGAGCUGUAUUUUACUUCAGGCUAUUGAAAACUGAUGUCGGCCUGGCUGAGAAGAUUGUCACUGGCUCUUAAGAGAAGAUCCAUGAAUUUUAUGAAGAUAAAAAUGAAGAACUUAGGGAAAGGCUUUUCCUCGAGUUCAACUCACUAUCUGUUGUUUAUCAGAAGCCUUCCGAGAGAUUCUUGAAAGAUUAGAUUCUCCGACAAGCUUAAGCAAUUGAGAAGAAAUACUACUCAAAAGGAAGAUGGGCUAAGUCUGUCAGAGAGAGAACUGUUGGCCAACCAGAUGAUGACGAAGAAUAAGCCGAAGCUACCAAUAAAAUUAAGGUAACAGAAUAGUAGUAAACAGUUGCAUCUCUUGAUGAUUUGCUUGACUUUGGAGGCUCAUCAUCUCAAUCAAAUAUUACUUAAAACAGUUCAAACACAAACACCACUCAACCUAUUGACCUUUUAGGCGAUCUUGAUCUAGGAGCCUCAUCUGGUAAUAUGGGAGGAUACUAACCAUAAGUUUUAUAAAACAACAAUAAUGUAGGUGGAGGUCUCAUCUCUGAUGAUUUAAUUAAUACAACUGCAGCAUAUAAUCAAAAUAUGCAAAAGCAAAGUGUUCCCAAAUAGCCAACAGUUAAUUAUGCAUUAGAUUCUUUAUCAGGAUUCGACAACAACAUGUUUGGUUUAGGUAAAGCCCAACAGACUAACCAGCUAGUCGAGUUGACUCCUACUCCAGAUAUUGAUUCUGAGAGAUUCCAGUAACUUUGGAUGCAGCUACCAGAAUGCUAGAACAUUCAAAAGCCAUUGAGACAAGAUGUAAUAUUCCAGUGUAGUGAUGUAGAGCAGUUACUUGCCUAGCACAGAAUCUACUGCAUGGCAAGCGGUCAAAUUGGAAAUGAACUUAAAUUCUUCUUUUAUGCUUAACUCAUGGACAAGAGUGGCUAUUUCUUGCUUGAGACAUUAUUAAACCAGCAAACUAGUGUCCUAACAUCCAAUCUCAAGACCACAAGAACUGAUGUGGGCUUAGCCUUCCUCAACAAUCUAUAUAAAGGUUUCGGAACUUUGCUUCUUUAGUGA